AUGUCCAACGGAAGCACCGUGACCGAGUUCCUGCUUCUGGGCUUUUCUGAUGUCCGGGAGCUGCAGGUUUUGCACUUUAUAGUGUUUCUAUUGAUGUACCUGACAGCCCUGGUGGGGAACCUUCUCACCAUGGUAGCCAUCAUCCUUGACCGUCAUCUUCAUACCCCCAUGUACUUCUUCCUGGUGAACCUGUCCAUCCUGGACCUCGGCUCCGUCUCCGUCAGCGUCCCCAAAUCCAUGGCCAACUCCCUCCUGGACACCAGGUCGAUUUCCUACUCUGCCUGUGUCGCCCAAGUCUUUCUCUACGUAGUCUUCAGUGCAGCUGAUCUUGCCUUACUCACUGUCAUGGCCUAUGACCGAUACGUCGCCAUUUGCCACCCGCUGCACUACGAGAGAGUGAUGAACAGGAGAGCUUGUGUCCACAUGGCUACUAGUGCCUGGAUCACUGCUACUGUCUACUCUGCCCUACACACCGGGAACACCUUCCGGUUACCCUUCCACCAGUCCAACGUCCUCACCCAGUUCUUCUGUGAAAUCCCCCAGCUCCUCAAGCUGGCCUGCUCCAGCUCCUACUGCAGUGAAAUUGGGGUUAUUGGCUUUGGUUUCUUAUUGUGUUUUACGUGCUUUCUCUUCAUCAUUGUGUCGUACGUCCAGAUCUUCAGAGCGGUGCUGAGAAUCCCCUCGGAGCAGGGCCGGCACAAAGCCUUCUCCACCUGCCUCCCCCACCUCGCUGUGGUCUCUUUGUUACUUAGCACUGCGUUCUUUGCCUACCUGAAACCCUCCUCCAGCUCUCCGUCAGGCCUGGAUCUAGCUGUGGGUGUUCUCUACGCCGUGGUGCCUCCCAUGCUGAAUCCGGUCAUCUACAGCCUGAGGAACCAGGAACUCAAAGCUGCCCUGAAGAAACUCUUUGUGGGGAGGUUAUUCUCCAAGAAUUGA
Pelodiscus sinensis (Chinese soft-shelled turtle) is the source of this 936-nucleotide messenger RNA. NCBI's taxonomy places the organism in Eukaryota, Metazoa, Chordata, Testudines, Trionychidae. The record is from RefSeq and is a predicted model, not a curated record.